AUGCCCACGUGCCGUAGAGUUGCAUGGGAGCACUGCCGCGUUGUUUGGUUGAAAUCAGAUCAAUGGGCAGUCUCGGCUGACAGAAGUUCGACCAGUCAGGAACCGUACAGUUGCGUGCAACUCACACGUCGCUAUUUUGCCACACACACUAGCAUCUAUCCGGAACAUGCGAAGGACGCGGACACGGUGUUUCACGGUACAAUCAAUUGUUCCGAUUCGUGUACACGUGAUUGGUCAAUCCAAAAUGUGGUUGGGACGAAUUUGCAAUUGUUAAUUGCCGAUCUGCCUUGCGAUUCGUGUGAACCGUGGGACGAAGAAGUACCGCGAGGCCCGGUCGAAGGUGAGUAUAUUAUCUAUGUAUUCGCAAUUCAUUAUGAUGAAAAUAAUAGUGAUAGUAAUAAAGAUAAACUGAAACAAACUUCUCAACUCCUUGUUACUAAUUCUGGUGCCCUUCAAGGUGCUGUUCUAUCUCCAUAUCUUUUCUUUGCCUUUAUUAGUGAUCUUUCGGUCCCACCCCCUGCGUACAUCCAAAAGUAUACUGAAGACGUCGUUUUAUGUCACAGUUUCAUCUCCUUCGAAAUUUUAUUCUUUUCCUGA
Echinostoma caproni is the source of this 597-nucleotide messenger RNA. The record is from the annotation of a GenBank genome assembly. Lineage: Eukaryota; Metazoa; Platyhelminthes; Trematoda; Plagiorchiida; Echinostomatidae.